UAUUGUCAAUUGCAGAGCGAAUCAUUUAUUCAGAUCUGGCUCUCGCGUUAUCAACUGGUUAAAAAUUUCGAAAUUGUUUAAAGAGAAAAAAUGUUAAAUUUGUGGUUUGUGUCUCAUCUCCUAAUUGUGAUGGCUGGUUUGCCAAUAUCUUUUGGACUCUUCAGUCACACUUGCAAAUACAAGAAAGAGGUGGAAGUCAUGCGUUCUAAAAGCUAUUACAAAGAUUGUUGUCAAGGAUGGACGAAAGGAUUAUUUGGAAAAUGUAACAAAAAAACCUGUAUUGUUUUACCACAGUUUGUAAAGCUGCAAAUGUGCCCAUUGCUUCGUCAUACGAGUUUACAACUUAAUCGUAAAUUUUACGUUUUAACGAAACCUUCCAAUCCACCAAAAAGGUAUCCUAAUGAAUCAAAAAACCUUGCUGAAUGUGUGUCCUACCCUUUGCUCAAUCAACCGUCUCCCAGAGUUGUCGCUAACAGUUUUACAAAUCUUGAACUGCACGAAAGGAAAUGGUUGAUAAACUACAUCGCCCAGGCUACCUGGAAUAGAAUAAUUGCUGCAAAAGUCAAUUUAAAGAAUUCGAAGUACACAACAAACGAUGAUUACCUCAAUCUGUUGGAAAGAUUUCGGUCAGGUCAAACCAAAGGUGUUGUUCCUAUAAACUUUCCUGGUGUAAAGCCUAUGAGAAUCAGCCUAGCUAGUUUGUCUCCUUACAUAAAGUAUCCUUCGCAAGAACUGCCAUUUUAUGACAUCAUCAAGAACGAACAUUGGCAAGAUGAUCACGUGUUUACAAUGCAACGGUUGGCUGGCAUGAACCCGAUGGCCAUCAGGAAAAUGACAAAAGGAGACUUUGGAAAAGACUACGUCAACAAGAAUUAUGAUUGGGACGCAGCUAUGUCAAGAGCUACAGGAGAAACUACAACAGUCAAUAAGAUGAUUGAUGACAAUCGGGCUUUCAUCAUCGACUACAAACUGUUAUUUGGUGUGACAGACAUGGAUGAUUUUUAUGAUACAACGAAAGGAAGAAAAAUGAGGUGGUCAUCAAGUCCUUUUUGUGUGUUUGUCGUGGAAAAGAGUAGUAAGGACCUGAAGCCAGUUGCCAUUCAAACAAACCUUACUUCAGAUUCCCCAGUGUACUCUCCAAUUGAUGGAAAGAAAUGGCAAUAAAGAUGGAUUAUGCCGAUCUCUUAUGAAGAACUUGUCGCGAAGACACAUCUUCUUAUGGAACCAAUGUGUGUCAUUAUGCAAAGGACUCUUUCCAAAUUCCAUCCUCUUUAUCAGAUAUUUCUCAUUGUCCAUUGGAUAUCUGGUGGUGAACUUAUCAAUCGAGCCUACAAUGAAAUUUCAUGGGAUACCACAGACUUUGCGACUAAUUUGAGGUGCUGGGAAUAUGUGAAUCUGUAUUACGAAAAUGAUGACGAAGUGACUAAAGAUGAAGAAUUGCAGGAUUUCGCCAAUGAACUGUCCGCAGAUGGCACUGGACCCAAUGGAGGAAUUGGAAGGUUUAAGAAAUUUCCAGCGAGGAUUUCAUCAAAAAGUGCACUUAUCGACGUUGUAAAGAGAAUUGUAUUCAUCCCAGUGCAACACAGUGCUGUCAAUUAUCCAGUGGCUUAUUACGCUGGUUUUGUACCAAAUCAACCAACCAAGCUUUACAACGAUUCCAGAGUACCACCGGGAGAGUUUGAAUUUGACAGUUUGCCACAAUCUGAUGGUGCCGUGGAACAAGUGUCUUUAUCCAUGUCUUUGGGUUCGCUUCGUUUUGACGUUCUUCUUGAUUAUGGUGACAAAUUGAAAGAUCAUCGUGCUAAGGCUGUCGUCAAUAAAUACCACGCAAGAUUGAUUGGACCAAUCAACGAUGAAAUCACCAUCAGAAAUGAUGAAAGAUUAGCUGCAGGGAAGUUUACUAACCCUUAUUUUCUUCCCAAAUGGAUAACAAACAGUAUUUCCACAUAAAAAAAUUUGCAUGUUAUGAAUGAGUGCUAAAAUAUUGCAAUGUCAGAGCCUCAGAGAUUUGUGGUAACGUGGUUGUUGUAGUCAUCUGUAUUCGUUGGAAACUUAUGUUGAAAUUAAAAAAUUAAUUUUUUGUUCAAA
Messenger RNA from Xenia sp. Carnegie-2017, 2088 nucleotides. Its product is annotated as polyunsaturated fatty acid lipoxygenase ALOX12-like. The record is from RefSeq and is a predicted model, not a curated record. Gene Ontology annotation, biological process: lipid oxidation. Gene Ontology annotation, molecular function: oxidoreductase activity, acting on single donors with incorporation of molecular oxygen, incorporation of two atoms of oxygen; metal ion binding. Lineage: Eukaryota; Metazoa; Cnidaria; Anthozoa; Malacalcyonacea; Xeniidae.